GAUGACCCAGAGACACAGAGAGAGAGAGAGAGAGAGACAGAAAGAGAAAGAGAGAGAAAGAGGGAGGAGGUGAAUGAGAGAGGAGGAAUAAGAAAAGGCUGUCUGGAGACAAGAAAGAAAAGAAGGGAUUUUUCAGCACACUAAGAGAAAACAGAAUAAUUUCUACUGGAUCAUUUUUAAUUUUAUUUUUAAUUUUAUCCCGUUUUUAAUCAGAAGCUGAAGAUGCCGAACUUCGCUGGAAGCUGGAAGAUGAAGAGCAGUGAGAACUUCGAGGAUCUGCUGAAGGCUCUGGGGGUGAACGCCAUGCUGAGGAAAGUAGCCUGCGCCGCGGCGUCGAAGCCCUCGGUGGAGAUCCGUCAGAACGGCGAGCAGUUCUACAUAAAGACCUCCACCACCGUCCGGACCACCGAGAUCAACUUUCAGAUCGGACAGGAAUUCAACGAGGAGACGGUAGACGGACGAAAAUGCAAGAGUUUAGCUACGUGGGAGACGGAGAAUAAAAUCUCCUGUAAGCAAACUCUACUGGACGGAAACGGACCGAAGACAUACUGGACUCGAGAACUGAGGGGGGAGGAGCUAAUUCUGAUUUUCGGAGCGGAUGACGUGGUCUGCACACGGGUUUACGUACGAGAAUGAGCUUCACCAGCGAGAAGAUCAGCAGCUUCAUCAAAUCCAUGAUUCAUUUAUACUUACAUUAAAUUACAGGGCUUUUAUUAACCGUAUUACACAUAUAUAGACAGAUAGAGAACAACAGACAGUAGAAUAUCCCCCCCC
Molecule: messenger RNA, 774 nt
Organism: Astyanax mexicanus (Mexican tetra)
Lineage: Eukaryota; Metazoa; Chordata; Actinopteri; Characiformes; Acestrorhamphidae
Gene: crabp1b
Product: cellular retinoic acid binding protein 1b
Exons: 4
Coding region: 223-636 (137 amino acids)
Biological process (GO): fatty acid transport
Cellular component (GO): nucleus; cytosol
Molecular function (GO): fatty acid binding
Source: RefSeq, a predicted model, not a curated record